Blepharisma stoltei is the source of this 204-nucleotide messenger RNA. Lineage: Eukaryota; Ciliophora; Heterotrichea; Heterotrichida; Blepharismidae. The record is from the annotation of a GenBank genome assembly.
AUGUAUUACUCAGCAGGGAAAGCCUAUCUGAAGAAGGAAGAGACGCUAGUUUUUAUAAUUACGAUCCUCACACUGAAUUGAGCUAGUUUGGGUUUUCCCCAUGAGUUCAAGCAACUCUUUCCUGGAUUCGGUGCCCACUUUAGUGAAGACCUCGAUAAUUUGAGUAGAAUAGCAUCCAGCCUGAUCCCAAAAAAUACAAAUUAA